AUGUUCCUCAGACAGCCGUCCCUUGAACAAUAUCAUAUGGACCUACAUGAGCGAGUCAGUCCCAUCAUUGUUCAGCUAUUUAACGACACUCCGGUCGCAAAGCCUUCUCUCAUAGCAGAGAUAGACUCAGUCAACGAAGACUUGCGUCGAAUGAACGGUGAACGCUCGCUUGCUGCAGAAAUGGGUACGAUUGACAUUGGGGUGUUCUUGUAUUCAUGGGAGCAUGAGAACACAGACGAGUCUUUGUCACAGUUCUGUAAGAAACAUAGCUACCCGAUUGGCUGGGCACGGCGGCCACCGAUGGGAGGGCGGGAGUAUCAAGCCCGGGACCUCAGAGACCUGGAGGAAGAUUACUGGAGGCUACCUGGUAUUCUUCUAUCCGCCAUCUGGCAGCUGCGAAAGGCAAAGGCAACUGCAUAUACAGUGCAAGAGCAAGAAAUGGUUCUCUUGGAACUAGAGGACGAGUUUAACAUAUGCCCCGAUCCAUCCUCUGGACAGGAAAUCCGUCCUCUCCGGUCCCAGCCCCUAUUGGACCUUUAUCGUGAACUGGCCAAUUACUUGGCGGCUGGAGAUCAAGAACCCUAUGAGGGGAGAAGGGAGACUCUUAGAAGAAAGUGCGUUCUGGGUGAAUACCCAGAAACGUGGGUUCCGGGACCAUACAACGACGAGAAGCAGACGGCAUGA
Molecule: messenger RNA, 684 nt
Organism: Aspergillus melleus
Lineage: Eukaryota; Fungi; Ascomycota; Eurotiomycetes; Eurotiales; Aspergillaceae
Exons: 1
Coding region: 1-684 (227 amino acids)
Source: RefSeq, a predicted model, not a curated record